ACAGAAGACAAACAAAUACACUGUCACACACAAACACGCACGCACAGUGUAGAGAGAGCUCAACAAAUCUCUCGAUAAGGAAAACCCAGAAGACAAACAAGCAUAAAAAAAUCACAAUUUUAAAUUUUAUUUGUAUGGAGCUGGAAGUUACUGAUAUUCAUAUGGACAAGGAGCCAGGCAGUGUCAUAAGUUACUCAAAUGGUGUCUCCCAUGAUACAAGUUACGAAACUGAGAGCUACCAAGAUGUGGUACAACAGUUUGAACAUAUUUAUCUCAACCCAGAUCCAGGCGAAGCAUCGAAAGAGGAUGCUGAAGUAAAGGAGUGUCAAAUAAAGGAAUGCAAUACUGAGAAGUCAGUUGAUAUCAGUAAACUUUGCCAAGUUGAAAAAGGUGAGGCGAAAGAUCUUCCAAGCUCAAAUGUUGAUAUUAAGAUGGCAAAAGAGGAUGCAAAAUCUGAUGGGCAUAAAAUAACAGCUGAUGGGAAGAGAUCAAGGGCCUCUGGAAAACCUGCUAUCAAGUCUGCAGCUGGAAAUUGUAAAACAAAAUGCACUGUUCCACACCCAUUUGCUCUGGCAACUGAAAAGCGGGCUUCAUAUGGUACUCGUCCUUAUGGGGAUGAGAUUGAUAAACCAUCUAACAUUGACAAUUUGCCGCGGCCAAAUUCUGCAAAGCUGAAUCAGGUUUCACUUCAUGUACAGCUAGCCUCGCCUUCUGUACCAAGGAAGCCAUUGCAACCUGAUAACAAGAAGCGUCCAGAUGAUGAUAACUAUUCGAUUGCCUCUACAACUGUGGCAUCAGGGAGAAAGUUCAGGACAGCUGUUGCAUCAGCCCCAACAUUCAGGUGCAAUGACCGUGCAGAGAGAAGAAAAGAGUUUUAUACAAAAUUAGAGGAGAAACAUCAAGCACUGGAGGCAGAAAAGACUCAAUGUGAGGCAAGGACAAAGGAAGAGACUGAAGCAGCAAUCAAACAAUUAAGGAAGAGUUUGACGUUUAAAGCAAGCCCAAUGCCAAGCUUCUACCAUGAGGGACCUCCACCAAAGGUCGAACUGAAAAAGACACCUCCAACUCGUGCAAAAUCACCAAAGUUGGGAAGAAGGAAGAACUUGAGUGACAUGGGAUGUUUAGACAAAGGGAGUCGAGAAGGUCAUCAGGGUUUUACCAUUUACAGUGACAGUCCUAAUAUAUUUCCCACGAACAGGGAAAAUGGGAUCUCUGUCCAGAAUGGUACUGCUUCCCGCAAAACUAAGAAACAACCCCAACAAGACUGAUGGAGUCUUCACAUCUAAGAUGAAUGAUGACUGAUCGGUGGAUAUUGCUGUUAUUCUAGGGGCGUUAGUGAGUUCUUUAUUAUCAGGGGAAGGACAUUUAACUUAUUAAGGGGUGAUCUUGUGCCUUGCUGACUGUUGUGAUUUGGAUAUGUAUUUAAACAGCAAAACUCUUUGCUGGGAUUUGUGCUAUAUGAAUCAAUGUGUGAAGUGUAAACUUCAUUAAGUUAUUCCCAUGUAUUUUAUAAUUAUGUGUCUGUAAAUGUUAUUUCUUUAAUCCUGGAUGUGUUCUGGCUA
Olea europaea var. sylvestris is the source of this 1562-nucleotide messenger RNA. Its product is annotated as protein WVD2-like 3. Gene Ontology annotation, molecular function: microtubule binding. The coding region runs from base 135 to 1268 and encodes 377 amino acids. The record is from RefSeq and is a predicted model, not a curated record. Gene Ontology annotation, biological process: microtubule cytoskeleton organization. The transcript has 7 exons. NCBI's taxonomy places the organism in Eukaryota, Viridiplantae, Streptophyta, Magnoliopsida, Lamiales, Oleaceae.